Cyphomyrmex costatus is the source of this 2789-nucleotide messenger RNA. RefSeq names its product adducin 1-like protein hts (gene hts). The record is from RefSeq and is a predicted model, not a curated record. The coding region runs from base 499 to 2748 and encodes 749 amino acids. Gene Ontology annotation, cellular component: plasma membrane; postsynaptic density; cytoskeleton. The transcript has 16 exons. Gene Ontology annotation, molecular function: actin filament binding. Lineage: Eukaryota; Metazoa; Arthropoda; Insecta; Hymenoptera; Formicidae.
CGUUUUCGCAAUCGAUUCCGCGCGUUUUCGUUACGCGGCGCGGAAAAGAAACAUCACGACUACGCGAUCUUACCACGAUCUUCCUCUCUGGUGAGGAGGAAUCCGUUCGCCGCGUGAAACAUUGCGUUCGGCGGUUUCGAGAAUCGCCGCCGGAACGGUACCGUGUAGCAUCAUCGCGGUUCGUCGAUGCGUGGACGGUAAAUUUCGCCCUGCUGGACAGAGUGACGGCGGCGGCGACGACGACGGCGGCGCCGGUGGAGGCAGAGACAAGAGGCGGUGGCGGCGGCGGCGGAGGAGGAGGAGGCGGGGGGAAGCUGUUCAUCGAACGGAACAGCCGCGCGCGCGGUGGAGCGGCGAUACGGAGCGGAGGAGCGCGGCCUGAGCUGCGUUCGUUGUACGGUAGUUGGUGAAACGGGCGCGGGCAUAUCACGGGAUAGGAGGAGGCGGCGGCUGGCGGCGAUUCCUUGGUAGUUGCCGGUACUUGUACGAGGCUCGAAGAUGGCAGAUACGAGCCAACAAGCAUUAAGCGAGCCACACACGAAUGGAGUGAUGGACGGUUUGACGGAAGAUGAAAAAAGUAAGAUGAGACCCGCCGAUAUCGAUGCGGAUAUGAGAGAAAUGGAGAGGAGAAAGAGGGUCGAGAUGAUGAUGAACUCACGAAUCUUCCGGGAAGAGUUGGAACGUAUAAUUGAGACACAGAUGAGGGACGGUGCUGGACCCUCUGGUCUCCUGCAACAGAUCUCUGACAUGAUGGGUGCACAGGGAGCCCGAUUUAACGGCAAUGUGUUCAAAAAUUCGAAUUGCGUCUUGCCUAUCAACGACAUUCGUGGCGUGGAAAGCAUGGGAUACGCCAAGGGCGAGAAAGUAUUGCGAUGUAAGAUGGCGGCGGUCUUCAGAUUGCUCGAUCUCUAUGGAUGGACGCAGGGCGUCGGCGGGCAAAUAACCGCUCGUCUUAAUCAGGACGAGGAGCACUUUUUGGUGAAUCCUUUCGGGCUACUCUAUCACGAGGUUACCGCCUCGAGUUUAAUCAAGGUGGACAUGCAGGGCACGAUUGUCGAGCAGGGGACGACGAACUUUGGCGUGCACAUCACUGGUUUUCAAUUACAUUCGACAAUACACGCUGCGAGACCCGAUAUCAAGUGUAUUAUUCAUAUUACUACUCCGUCCGUUACCGCUGUAUCCUCCUUGAAGUGUGGAUUGUUACCAAUCGGUCAAGAGAGCAUAGUGAUAGGAGAAGUGAGCACCCAUCAAUACAUAGGAGGUUCCGUCGAGCCGGAGGAACGGGAAAAGAUCGCUAGAAAUCUUGGGCCGAUCAACAAGGUUAUGCUCCUAACGAAUCGCGGUGCCCUUUGCUGUGGAGAAACAGUGGAAGAAGCGUUCUUUAACGUUUACAAUACCGUAGUUGCCUGCGAGACGCAACUCAAACUAAUGCCCGCAGGUGUAGAUAAUCUAAGCCUUAUCAGCGAGGAAUCGAAAAAAGCUAUAUUUGAAGCGUCGCGAAAACCGCCGAUUCCGCAACAUACCUCAGCGGUAGAGUCGUCCGCUCUCGCGGAGAAACUCGAGAAACGCUGGAGAAUCGGCGGUGCUGAAUUCGAGGCCCUUAUGAGAAUGCUUGACAAUGCUGGAUUCCGUACGGGCUACAUAUAUAGAAAUCCACUUGUAAAAGGAGACCCCCCGAAACCACGAAACGAUGUUGAAGUUCCACCGGCCGUAUCAUCUUUAGGAUAUCUGCUUGAAGAAGAGGAAUUAUAUAAACAAGGGCUGUGGAAGGGCGGACGUAAAGGCACAGACAGAUCCCGUUGGUUAAAUUCGCCAAAUGUUUAUCAGAAAGUUGAAAUCCUGGAAACUGGAACACCCGAUCCUAAAAAGAUCACCAAGUGGGUGUCUGAUGGAUCUCCUACUCAUAGCAGCACACCAGUCAAGAUAGACAGUGCUCUUCAGUUUGUUCCGAAAAAUACCAACCCAAAGGAAUUUAAACAGUUACAACAGCAGAUUAAAGAUUAUCGACGAGCAGAGAAAAUAUCGGCUGGUCCGCAAUCCCAUAUAUUGGAAGGUGUAUCAUGGGAGGAAGCUAAGAAAAUGCAGGACGCGACAAUUAGUGGUACCGGAGAACAAGUAGUUUUAGUAGGAGCCGCUAGCAAGGGUAUUAUACAGCGUGGUUUCCAACACAAUGCGAUGGUGUACAAGACACCUUAUGCCAAAAAUCCUUUCGACGCCGUCACGGAUCAAGAAUUGGAUCAGUAUAAGAGAGAAGUCGAACGCAAACAGAAGGGAGAUCCUUACGAUGAAUCACAAUCAGAAUCCGAGGCCUUGUCAUCCUUUAACAUCAGUCGUGCGACGCAUGAAUCCAGCACUGCCAAGAGUCCUAUUCAGUCACCAGUUUCUGUUACUUCAGAAACAGAGGAGGAGAGUAGAGACGAACCCCGAGUAUUGAGAAUAGAAACGAAACAAGUGCCUGCGCCGAGUCAACCCGAAGUUGUGCUAAGCGAUGUGAAUGAUGCUACUACAGAGUACCUUAAUGAGAUGCGCUACAGAAUGACUGAGCGACAAAGCGGUUAUAAAGGAGGAGAGAAUACCGUAAACGGCGAUCACUCGGACGCUCAUCACAGUACUUUUUCGCAAAGUAGCAAGGAGGAUGUGAGCGUUAGCGAGGAAUCGCCAAAGAAGGAAAAGAAGAAGAAGAAGGGCCUUAGGACGCCAUCCUUCCUUAAAAAGAAGAAAGAAAAGAAGAAGUCGGUCGAGGCGUAGGUAGUCGUAGCUCAGACACUGCCACAAGCAAAAGCUUCUCG